AUGGCCCUCCGGGUAACUUUUGUUCUUUUGGUGGCUGCAUUCUGCCCUGCUGUCCUCUGCCAACAAAAUGGAACAUUGGGAAAGGAAACCACAGUCCAGGAAGAACAAAACAAUGAGACUAAAGUGGACAGUCUAACCCUGGCCUCCAUCAACACUGACUUUGCCUUCAGCCUCUACAAGCAGCUCGCUUUGAAGAAUCCAGAUAAAAACAUUGUCUUCUCCCCAUUCAGCAUCAUAACUGCCCUGGCCUUCUUGUCCCUGGGAGCAAGCAUCAACACCCUGGAAGAGAUUCUGGAAGGUCUCAAGUUCAAUCUCACAGAGACCCCUGAGGGAGACAUCCACAGGGGCUUUGGGCACCUCCUCCACAUGAUCAUCCAGUCAGGGGACCAGGUGCAGGUCAGCACAGGCAGCACCAUGUUUGUUGAAAAAAGCCUGCGGAUCCUGACAGAGUUCAGGAAGAAGGCAAGGGCCCUGUAUCAGGCCGAGGCCUCCUCGACUGACUUCCAGAAGCCUCAUGAAGCAAAAAAGCUCAUCAAUGACUAUGUGAGCAAAAAGACCCAUGGGAAGAUCAAGGAACUGAUCUCAGAUCUGGAUGAUCAGACGUUAAUGGUGCUGGUGAAUUACAUCUACUUUAAAGGAAAAUGGGAGACACCUUUUUCCCCUGAUUUCACAUUUGAGUCUGACUUCUACUUGGACAACAAGAGGACUGUGAAGGUGCCCAUGAUGGAACAUAGGAUUCUGACCACACCCUACUUCCGGGAUGAGGAGCUGUCCUGCUCAGUGGUGCAGCUGAAGUACACGGGCAAUGCCAGCACCCUGUUCAUCCUCCCUGAUGAGGGCAGGAUGCAGCAGCUGGAAGACAGCUUACAGCCAGAGACCCUGAGGAGAUGGAAGGACUCUCUGAGACCCAGGAUGAUAGACAAGCUCCAAUUGCCCAAGUUCUCCAUCUCCACUGACUACAGCAUGGAGGGCAUCCUUUCACAGUUGGGCAUCAAGGAAGUCUUCUCCUCACAGGCUGACCUGUCUGGGAUCACAGGGGAAAAGGAUCUGAGAGUCUCUAAGGUCGUCCACAAGGCAGUGCUGGACGUGGCUGAGACGGGCACAGAGGCAGCAGCUGCCACAGGAGUCAGGAUAGUGGGAUCAGCUCUAAUUAUGAACCCUCUGGAAAUACAAUUCAAUAGGCCAUUCCUGCUGACUAUCAUUGACAGUAGUACUCAGAUUCCACUCUUUAUGGCCAAAGUCACAAAUCCCAAUGAAAACUAG
Messenger RNA from Mesocricetus auratus (golden hamster), 1263 nucleotides. RefSeq names its product serine protease inhibitor A3N-like. Gene Ontology annotation, molecular function: serine-type endopeptidase inhibitor activity. The record is from RefSeq and is a predicted model, not a curated record. The transcript is spliced from 4 exons. The coding region runs from base 1 to 1263 and encodes 420 amino acids. Gene Ontology annotation, biological process: negative regulation of endopeptidase activity. NCBI's taxonomy places the organism in Eukaryota, Metazoa, Chordata, Mammalia, Rodentia, Cricetidae.